Molecule: messenger RNA, 2618 nt
Organism: Racocetra persica
Lineage: Eukaryota; Fungi; Glomeromycota; Glomeromycetes; Diversisporales; Gigasporaceae
Source: the annotation of a GenBank genome assembly
CUCAAAUAGAAUCUGACGAGGAAAAUUGGGAUGAUGUUGAAAUACCUUCUUCGGGCUUGAUAAUAUCCGAUAAUAUCUCCGAUGCUCAUGAUGAUGAUGAUGUCGGUAAAAUAUUAUCUACUGCUACUGAUGAUAUGUCAGGUAUAACGAUAGUUGAUUCUGAUGAUGACACUGACAAUAUAUUAUCAUCUACUGUAGCUUUUCAAAAUUCUUUAUCCACUUCAAAAAAUAAAAAUCCUCAUCUCUUAGAUGUUUCCAAUUUCGUUAAUAACCUUGAUGUUGUUGAAGCUAUUAUCGGUGAUUUAAAAAAUUCUUUCUCUAAUAAUGAAUUCUCUGGAACUAUUACAAAGUUAGGUGGUGAUAAUUCUAAAAAAGUUAUAGAUAUGGAUGAUUGGGAUAACGAUAUGGAAAUACCUGAGGCUGGUUUAUCCUUUUGUAUUCCUCCUUCUAAAUCUUCCAGAAAUAAUUAUGUUAGUUGGGAUGAUGAAUUUCUGGAUUUAAAUAACAUUCUCCACUCAACCUCUAGUCUACCCUCUGAUAUCCCCUCUGCUAUACCCUCUAAUAUACCUUCUGAUAUAUUACCCUCUACUGUUACUACUUUAAAAAAAAAUAUUGUAAUUAAGAGAGUUGAUGAUCCUACUACUAUUUCUCAAAAGGUUGUCGAAAGUGGUAAUACUCUUUUUUCGGGUGUUUUAGAUUCAAGAUUAAGUAUUCUUGUUAGUCCUGCUCCAAGUUCUAGUAAUUUCGAAAGUGAAGAUGAAAGUUUUGAUGAUUUACAAAUUCCUGAUUCUAUUGAAAGACUUACUUUAUUUCCUCCUCGACAUGUUCAAGAUGGUAAUGCUUUUGAACCUGUUCACAAAAAUAUUGUUCCUCAUUCUUCUUUAUCAUCCGAGAAAAGUUCGGCUUCUACAAAUAAUAGUAGUAUUUCGAGGAGUAGUCGGUCUUCACCUUCUUUCUUAUCAAAGAAGGUAUCAAAAAAGAAUUGUAAUUCAUCUUUUGUAACUCCUCCACCUUCUCCAAAUAAGAUAGUGUCACAUUCAAAAAAAGAUACUAAUGUGAUGUCAAAACGUCCAUCUACCGUAUCUCCUAAAACUUCUUCUCCUCCUUUGAAAAAGUGCAAGUCAAAUGUGACUUUAUCUAAAAGUAUUAAUUCAUCAACUUCUAAAGAAAAAGUUUCUUCAAAAUCUAGUACAAAAUCUGUUACAAAGAGUUCUACGACUUCAAAAUCACGUACUAUGUCAACUUCAAAGACUUCAAAUUCAAAUGUUACUGGUAGUGUUAAAGAAAAUUUCAAUCCUUCUUUAAAAUCAAAAAAAUCGGUUACUUCUGGCAAGUCUUCAUCGACAACUAAAUCUGUAGAUUCUACAAGACUUUCAAAAGUGGCUUCAUCUCCUUCAUUAAAAUCAAAACCUUCUGGAUUUUCUUCUUUAACAAAACAUUCAAACAUUUCUUCAAUUUCAUUAUCAAGUGUCAAAACAAAUCGUUCAUUACCAUCUAUGUCUUUUGAGAAAAAAUCUCAUUGUCAAACAACUGUCUCAUCUUCAAAAUCUUCAAAAUCUUCAAAAUCAUUAAAUAUUAAUUCUAAGCCCUCUCAUUCUCGUGUAAAGUCUGCUCCAAUGUCACUUUCUGUAAAGUCAACAGUAAAUAAGACUAAUUCAAAAAAUCAAAAAAAUUGUGGUUCUAAAACUUUACGUAUUAUGCUUAAACCAAAUAAUUCUCAGAAUUUUGGUGAUGGAACUGAGUUGGAUGCAUUUGAUGAUUUACCUGUUUGUAUGGAUAAAGAACGGGCUUAUAAAAAAUAUCCCACAUCUCCGGCUUUUGAAAAAAUAGUGCUUCUUCGAUUGGAUCAAAGACUUCAACAAGAAGCAACACAGAAUCUCGAACUAAUUCAAAUAGUAGUAAAAAGAUGGGAUGGUAAUGAAUCAAUUCUCAAAGAUUUUGAUCCAUCUCCACAACGACCCGCCUUAAUAUCAAACAUGAAUCCUCAAUCAACCAACACAAAAUCAUUACAAGUUGUUGGUAAAAUGAUUUUUGAUCCUGAAAAAAUGUGCUGGUUUCAUUCUUCUGCAAAAGACAAUAAUAAUUCUAUGUCUUCUGAAGAAGAAGAAUUAUUAGCUUUAUUUGAUGAUGAAGAAGAAAUUGUUCUCGAGAAUUCUAAAGAUACUGAUGAUCCUGAUGAAUCAAAUAAAUUUAAAUAUCAUACAACUUGUGGUGAAACAUUUGGAAUGAAUAAUGGUGAAAAUGAUGAACUAUUGGAUAGAUUAGCUUCUGCAUCAUUAGUAUUUAGUGAUGGUGAUCAUAAUGAAAUAGUAUAUAGUGCUGAAGGAAGAAGACGUCGUCGAAUCAUUCCAACAGGUGGAAAUGGAAAUGGAAAUAAACAAACAAAUGAUAAUAAUGGUGAUGGAUUUGAUGAUAAUAAUGAAUUUCAAGUUGGUUCCGAAUUUGAUGUGUCAAAAGGUUUUUUGGCUGCUUUGGUGGCUUCGGAACGACAACAUAAAAAAGAAAUGAAUCGUUGGUAUCCAGCUAUCAGAAGUAUUAGAAAUGAACAAAGAUUUGGUUUGAAAGAUAGUAAUAAUAGCCAAAGAGGAUUUUUAUAUGAAAUUAGGAAUCCCGCUAUU